AAAUAAUAUGAAGCGGCAUUAUUAAUCACUGUGCCUCGUCGUUACUAAAUUCUGAUGGAUAUAAUCUCUCAAGAAAUAUCAAAUACUCCUCCUGUUACGUCUGCAUACAUAUCAACAUGUUUUCUACUAACAGUUGCAGUCCAACUCAACUUAAUUUCUCCUUUUCAAUUAUAUUUCAAUCCGUCUUUAAUAGCGAAUAACUUUCAGUUAUGGAGGCUGGUGACAUCGUUUUGCUUCUUCGGAUCAUUCAAUUUUAGUUUUCUCUUUAAUAUCCUGUUCGCUUAUCGAUACUGCCGUAUGUUGGAAGAAACGUGGUACAGUACGAAAACUGCUGACUUUGUCAUGAUGUUUCUGUUUUGUGGAACUCUCACGAUAAUAAUCGCCUUGUUUGUUAACAUGCUGUUUCUCAGUCAUGUCUUGACAAUGAUGCUUGUUUACGUCUGGAGUAGAAGAAAUCCAUUAGUGAGGCUAAACAUAUUCGGGAUAAUAGAAGUAAAUGCUCCAUACCUUCCCUGGGUGUUUUUUGCAUUUUCUUUCCUUCUUGGGAAUAAUAUGAUGGUUGAUCUUAUUGGUAUUUUUGUUGGUCAUCUUUAUUAUUUCCUCGAAGAUGUAUAUCCUAAUCAAGUGAAUGGAUUUCGAAUACUCCGUACGCCUGAAUUUAUGAAAUAUUUAUUUAAUAGACGACAAAUUAAUCGUGCUUAUGAGCCUCUCCCAGAAGUGGGAAGACCUGGUGGCUUUAAUUGGAAUGGUCAGGAGUAAUCUCACCGUAAUAACAAAUAGUUUUCUAAUUUAUCUUUUUCUUAUACCCCUGAGUAUAUGUUUUGGUUGUGUAAAGUUUCUUCUCUUGAUUAUUUACUUUGGCUUAUUAUUUUUAUUGCAUGGUUUUGCCAGUCUGUAAAUGUUUAUUAAGACUGCCUUACACUUUUGAGAUUAUCAAACCGCACUGUUGCUACUUUUUAUAAACUUAAAACAAUUACAGUAAUGUUUUGAAUUUUUCAAGAAUAACAGUCAGUUAUACGCAAUGUAUGUUUCAGCACAUGUGCACAUCAACUAAAUUGUCACAUCCCAUCAUUA
This is a messenger RNA of Schistosoma curassoni, 1074 nucleotides long. NCBI's taxonomy places the organism in Eukaryota, Metazoa, Platyhelminthes, Trematoda, Strigeidida, Schistosomatidae. The record is from the annotation of a GenBank genome assembly.